This is a messenger RNA of Sparassis crispa, 1974 nucleotides long. Its product is annotated as General alpha-glucoside permease. Gene Ontology annotation, cellular component: membrane. The record is from RefSeq and is a predicted model, not a curated record. Gene Ontology annotation, biological process: carbohydrate transport; proteolysis; transmembrane transport. Lineage: Eukaryota; Fungi; Basidiomycota; Agaricomycetes; Polyporales; Sparassidaceae. The transcript is spliced from 23 exons. Bases 1 to 1974 code for a protein of 657 amino acids. Gene Ontology annotation, molecular function: carbohydrate:proton symporter activity; peptidase activity.
AUGUCUUCUGCCGCAGUCCUCGAGAAAGCCGAAGGAGAUCCCAGUCGUUUUGAAGAUGCAGCAAGCUUUGAGAAAAAGGGGAAACAAUAUGGGAAUCUGACCGCGUUGGCCCAGGCAGCGGCGACAGAACGUGCCCUGACGCCUCUACAAGCCAUCCGUACCUACUGGCGGGCAUUCUUCUGGAGUAUAUUCAUGUGCAUGGGUGCCUUGCUCUCGGGUUAUGAUUCACAGGUUGGUGGAGGUCUUUUGUCAGUUCCAUCUUUCCGACGGGACUUCGGAUAUGAGGCGGAUGGUGGAUGGGUCCUGGCUGCUAGAUGGCAGAGCUCAUUUAACAGUGUCAGUUCUAUUGGGAGUAUGUUCGGCGGUUUCUCGCUCGGUUACAUAUCCGAUAAAUUUGGACGCCGUGGUGCCGUCGCUCUUUGUUGCUUAGUGUCCAUUACCGGAAUAUUCAUUCAAUUCUUCACCCCUCCGCACAAGAAUGGAAUGCUCCUUGCAGGCAAACUCAUCAAUGGCUAUGCGCUAGGCAUGUAUGUAUCCGGUGCCAGUGCCUAUAGCGCCGAAGUGUCUCCUUUGGCACUUCGUGGAAUCACUACUGCGUCGGUCAACUUGUGGAUUGAUCUUGGUCAAUUCAUGUCCAACGGUGUCAUUGAGGGUACUGGCAACUUCUCGAGUGCCUACGCUUACAGGUUGCCUUUUGCGUUGCAAUGGAUCUUCCCUGCCAUCCUUCUGGCUGGUCUUCCUUUCGCUCCAGAGUCACCUUGGUGGCUUGUGCGCAAGGGCCGUGUGGAAGAUGCACGCAAGGUGAUCAUCCGGCUAGCUGGUGACAGCACCGAUAUCGAUCUGCAAUUGCAUCAGAUCUGUGAGACGAUCGAGCUUGAGGAGACGUAUGCUGUGAAUUCGACGUACAUGGAUUGCUUCAGAGGUGUCAAUCUCAGGCGUACCAUCAUUGCAUCCAUGGUGUUUGUACUCCAGCAGGCAGCCGGUAUCGUCUUUGUGCUCAGUUUCAGCACGUACUUCUUUGAAUUAGCAGGUUUCGCGGAUAGUAAGGCAUUCCAGCUGGGUGUCGGCGUCACCGCUCUCGGAGUCGUCGGUAACUUGCUUACGUUUUAUACCGUCAACCGAUAUGGACGUCGUUUCAUCUUUAACUGGACCAUGCUGGCGUGCACAGUCGUACUCUUCCUCAUUGGGUUUCUAUCUAUUCCUACCUCCCAGGGUGCUAAGUGGGCUAUGUCUAUCUUCACUCUAGUGUAUAACUUCAUCUAUCAGACGGGCAUUGGUCCUCUCGGCUACGUUAUCUUCGCUGAAGUCUCUAGUGCGAAACUUAGGUCUAAGACCAUUGGUCUUGGUAUUUUGACCAAUUCAUUGUGCGGCAUGGUGGCCAACAUUGUCAUCCCCUACCUCGUGAACCCCGACGAGGCCAACUUGGGUGGCAAGGUCGGUUUCAUUUUCGGGGGUCUCGCUGCAAUCGGCACGAUUUGGGCGUGGUUCUAUAUCCCUGAGACCAAGGGCCUCACCGUAGAUCAGAUCGAUACACUCUUCGAACGUGGCAUCUCUGCGCGUCAUUUCCAGUCAAUAAAUCUUGAGGAGGAGGAAGCGCAUGUCGGAGAUACAUAUCCUCUCAGCCACUACGAAGUGAGCGGAAACAAGGAGGGAUCUCCAGUCGUCUUCGUUCACGGUGGUCCCGGCUCUGGGUCGGACGCCAAGGAUCGUUCAUUCUUCAACCCAGCAAAAUACAAGAUUGUUCUCCUUGACCAAAGAGGCGCAGGAAUGUCCACACCAUCUGCUGUCACGGAGGAGAACACCACAUGGGACCUUGUCAAGGACAUUGAAAGAAUUCGCGAGCUACUCAAUAUCGACAAAUGGCACGUUUUCGGAAGCUCCUGGGGAUCUUCGCUUUCACUGGUAUAUGCUCAGGCACAUCCCAAUCGUGUUAAGCCUUAUACUUCGUGGUAUCUUCACCCUCCGAAAGAGUGA